CUUUUAUUUUUAUUUAGUGGAAGAGCGGUGGAGCUAGAGGGACUGAGGCAGAGCCCAGAGACGGAGUUCAGAGGGGAAGCCUGAAGGACGGCCAACGAGGCAGAUCGCAGGGCCCUAGACGAGCGGCGUGGACGGCGGUGGCUUGGUGUUCCCUUCUUCGUCGCAACUCGCAAGCGCUGAAGCUCCGUCUUCUUGGCUUCGAUUUUCUUCUUGAAUCGGCCAGUUCGCAAGCGCAAAACGCAGGAGCAUAUUGUUAAAACAGGCAACGGUUCCAUCUCUGGUGGGACAAAACAGUUUGUUGCAGGUUAUCUUUGCAUUCAGGGAUAUAAAUUAGUUACAAUUUAUUUGUUUUGUUGGUAAGCUUUUUAUAUAUGUACCUUUUUGACAUUGGUAUCCAUUAUCCAAUAGAAUUAUUUCACAAUAUAAUUGUUUAUGUUCAUAGAUGUUUACCAAGUAAUUUUUUUUGCUAUACCAUAUAAGUUUUAGUGAAAAAACGGCAGCUAAUUUAUGUUAAUUUUCCUAAAUGGAAAAGCAUUUUGUGAAAAACAGGUUACUUACAAACUGUUAUGCAUCUGCAAUUGUAUUAUAUAUUUAUCAAGCUUAUAAUAUGAAUAAGCAAUAUGGGUGUGCUUUGGUUAUUUAUUUGGCUGAAAACUAAAUGGGUUUUCAUUAAGAAUCUAGCUGUGUACUCGAUUAGCCCUACCAAAUAGUUAGUUAUUUAACUAAGUCUGAUAAUUUAAGUGGAAGAAGGUGAGUUGAAUUUGGUUGCAGGAUGGCUUUAUAGCCUCUAUUCGUAGUUUUAUUUAUUUAUUUUCACAUUUUUUUUAAAAUAGCAUCAAAAAUCAAAAUCAGCCAUUGCUUUUCUACGGAGGCCUUUAUUCAUUGAAAGUUUCUUACUAAACCAAUCCUCUUGCUUCCUUUGUAUAACAAAUUCGGGAUCUUCUGAUAAACUAACUACCAUGAGAUGUUUAGAAGAUAACUUAAUUAUGAUCAUUGUCAUAUCACAUUAACAAAUAAACUCAAAUGAAUGGCAUUUUAAAACUUAUUUCAAGUCAAGAGUGGAAAAUACAUUCUAUUUGAGUCUAACAAACAAGACAGUUUUUCGUUUUCAUGCUGAGAUGUAAUGGUGAUCAUAUAAACCCUAAUGGAUAGGAAAUUCUCAAACUUCAGCUCUCUGCUCAAGUUAUAUUUCAGAGUAACAAAAAAGUUUAAUUUGGUUAAUCCGUUUUAGGGGUUACAGUUGUAUGGUGAGGUUAGAAUUUCUGCUUUUGAAAGCUAAUAGUACCCAAAUUGACUACUUCUUAGUACGGACCACUUGGAGAACUAGCUACACUGAUUGUAAGGUUAUUCCAGGUGAGAGUGUUGUCACUCAUCAUAGGAUGCUUGUGCUUGACUUUCGAGGUAAGAACCAUAGAAGACAAGUUAAACAAUAAGUGGAGCCAAAGAUAAAGUGCUUGAGGUUUGAGGGAGAUCUUCAACAAAGCUUUACACACAAAAUGGUCGGUGAAGAUGUAUGGCGUAUUGAUAAUGAAACACAUGUAGAUGAUGUGUGGUUAUCAAUGGAGUUGACCAUUAACAAAGUGGCAAAAGAGGUACUUGGAAAAUCUAAAGGAUGUCUGCCACCUAAAAAGGACAUGUCUUGGUGGAAUGAUGAGGUGAAAUAAGCCAUAAGGAACAAAAGAGAUUGCUACAAAAAGUUGGAGACAAGUUGGAGUGAUGAGAACAUAGAAGCAUACAAAGAGGCUAAAAGACAAGCAAAGAAAGCCGUAAGGGAAACACGAGGGAAAGUGAACAAGGAGCUGUAUGAAAAGUUGGACUCUAAGGAAGGAGAACUAGAUAUUUAUAGACUUGCUCGUCUUCGUGAUCACAGGACUCAAGAUAUUGCAAAAGUUAAGUGUGUGAAGGAUGUCGAUCAAAGGAUAUUAAUGGACGACGGAGAGAUAAAAGAGAGGUGGAGGUCAUACUUUGAUACACUAUUCAACGGGAACAAAACACAAGAUAUUAGUGAUUUGUCCAUACCAGAUUGUAUGGUAAAUCGUGAUUUUGUGAGACGGAUCCAAACAACGGAAGUUAAAGAAGCUCUGAGGCAGAUGGGACGGAAGAAAGUAGUGGGUCCAGAUGGCAUACCGAUCGAGGCUUGAAGAAGUUUGGGAGAGAGAGGCAUCGAGUGGUUAACAAGUUUCUUAUCCCCUUAUUUAAGAAUAAAGGUGAUGUACAAGAAUGAAUCAACUAUCAAGGGAUUAAGCUUAUGAGUCACACCAUGAAACUUUGGGAGCGAGUGAUUGAGCAAAGACUUCGAAGAACUGUGAAGAUUUCAGAGAAUCAAUUCAGUUUUAUGCCUGGUCGCUCAACAACUGAGGCCAUUCACAUUCUUCGGCAACUUAUGGAGAAGUAUAGAGAUGCUCACAAGGAUAUGCAUUUGGUGUUCAUUUACUUAGAAAAGGCAUAUGAUAGGGUACCUUGAGAAGUUCUUUGGUGGGCCUUAACUAGGAAAGGCAUAUCACGCAAGUAUAUCAACAUCAUCAUGGAUAUUUAUGAGGAUUGUACUACAAGUGUCCGUACUAGUGUAGGAAGGCUGAAGAGUUCCCUAUUACUAUCGGAGUGCACCAAGGAUCGGCUCUGAGCCCUUUCUUAUUUGCCAUAGUCAUGGAUGAACUUACGAAGUCAAUUCAAGACGAUAUACCGUGGCGCAUGAUGUUUGCCGACGAUAUUGUAUUGAUUGAUGAGACGCAGUUAGGUCUUAAAGUAAAGUUGGAAGUAUGGCGACAAACAUUGGAGAAUAAGGGUUUCAAACUAAGUCGGAGCAAGACAGAGUACAUGGAGUGCAAGUUUGGUGGAGGUAGAAGCAAUGGUAAUAGUGGAAUUACUCUGGAUGGUAAGGAGAUAUCAGUCAGUGAUAUGUUUCGUUACUUAGGCUCCAUAAUUCAGGACGGUGAGUUAGAUGGAGAUGUAUCUCAUAGAAUCAGAACAGGGUGGAUGAAGUGGAAGAGUGCGUAGGAUUUCUAUGCGAUCGAGGUAUGCCGACUAGACUGAAGGGUAAAUUUUAUAGGACGGCAAUUAGACCUGCAUUACUGUAUGGCGUAGAGUGUUGGGCGGUGAAACAAUGUCACAUUCAAAUGAUUAAUGUGGCAGAGAUGCGCAUGCUGCGUUGGAUGUGUGGGCAUACUAGGAAGGACCGCGUGAGGAAUGAGACAAUCAGACAAAGGGUCGGAGUAGCACCUAUUGAAGACAAGAUGCGGGAGUCGCGCCUACGGUGGUUUGGUCAUGUGCGUAGAAGACCGAGUGAUGCACAUGUCAGACGAGUUGAGAUGUGUGGAGAAGAGGCAGAGAAGAGAGGGAGAGGAAGACGGAAGACCCAAACAGACGUGGGCUAGGGGAGUUCGAAGUGAUAUGCUUCUUCUGGGGUUGGAUGAGGGCAUGACUUUGGAGAGAGCUAAGUGGAGAGCGGGUAUUCGUGUGGAGGAGUGAUCUCAUAUCAUCUUUUCUCUCAUCUUUUUUACUUGUUUUUUAUCCUUAUAUAUAUGCAUUAUUUGUAUCCUUUUUAUUUUAUUAUUUUUAUGUAUAUUCAUCUCUUCUUAUAUUAUCUUUUUAUAAUAGCUUAUCUUUUUAAUCUUUAUUUCCUUUCUUUUCCUUUUGGGGGUGAUAUCAUGUAUCGAUUCAUGUUAGCCGACCCCAAUAUCUUUUGGGACUAAGGCUUGGAUGUUGUUGUUGUUGUUGUGAGUUUUCUAUAUAUUAUGGGACAUGGUAUGAAUUUGUGAUAGAGAGCGGGCAGAGCAUGGGGCGGGACCGGGCUUGGGCCCACUUCUGUGGGCCUGGUUAGGGCUGUCAUUAGAGUUUAUUUAUUAUUAUUAAGUUAAUGUUAUGUUUUACUUUGGGCCUAUUAUUAGUAGAGUACUUAGUAGAGUUAUUAUGGGCUUAAUUAUGAUUUAAUUAAUUUGGGUUUGAUUAGGGUUUCUCUUAGAAGGCUAUUUAUACCCCUUAUUCUAGCAUCUGGGAAUAAAAUUGGUUUUAGCCUUUUGGCUCUGGGCAACGGUAUUUUUUAUCGUUGAUUAUCUGGACAACGGUUUACCCCGUUGAUUUUAUUUUUCCGACAUGCCGGAUCCCGUCCCGCCAGGAUGAUGAGAUCUCAGAUCGACCGCUUGACAGAGAUGGUCGCCAAGCAAACUCGGAUGAAUCAAACCCUAGAGGAGCACGGCAUGCGUCUGGCAGAGAUUGCCGCAUCCCUGGCAGCGCUUACCAAGGCGUUAAUUCCUCCGGUCACGACGGAAACAAGCCUGGACACGGUUGGCAGCACCACCAUAUCUGCGCACAGCAGCGACAGACAGUCGUGCAACGUCACUUCCUCCUUGGCUGCGAUUACAGAGGCUCUUGCGCUGCCAGCGGUGGAGGAGCAUGCAACGGCGGUGGCUUCACUUGACGCAGCAGCAGCAACAUCCUCGUUCGGAAUUAGACGGUGCAGCACCAUUCUCACGAUGUUGCCCUCGUUUAACGGAGAAGAACUGAUCAGCUGGGUUGAUAGGGAUGAGCAACACUUCGAAUUGAACUGUACUCCGCCGGGAAAGAAGGUGUCAGCCGUUGUAGUUGCGAUGGAAGGGCCAGCCCUAUAUUGGUUGACCUGGUUACGGGCACAAAAGCCGGUCAUGUCAUGGGAUGAGCUUACACAGGCAUUGGUGACUCGUUUUGACUCACGGUUUAAGGGCAAUUGCUUUAAACGGCUGCCUGGAGGCAAGCAGACAGGGACUGUGGAGGAGUACAUCUCAAUUUUUCCUAAAGAUAUUGGGCAGCCCCCGGGGACAAAUGUGAGCCGGUUUCCAGAUUUCAACCUUGAGGACACGGUUAUUUUGAAGGAGGAUGGAUUGAUAGAGAAUGGGCAGAGCAUGGGACGGGACCGGGCUUGGGCCUACUUCUGUGGGUCUGGUUAGGGCUGUUAUUAGAGUUUAUUUAUUAUUAUUAAGUUAAUGUUAUGUUUUACUUUGGGCCUAUUAUUAGUAGAGUACUUAGUAGAGUUAUUAUGGGUUUAAUUAGGAUUUAAUUAAUUUGGGCUUGAUUAGGGUUUCUCUUAGAAGGCUAUUUAUAUCCCUUGCUAGGGUUCAUUCUAGCAUCUUGGAAUAAAAUUGGUUUUAGCCUUUUGGCUCUGGGCAACGGUAUUUUAUUUUUUUGUUACACAACAAUUUGUUUAUAGCUUUCUGUAUGGGACAUGGUAUGAAUUUUCCUCUAUUUUGAGUUUUCUAUAUAUUAUGGGACAUGGUAUGAAUUUGUUUAUAACUUUCUGAAUGUUAAGGGGUCAAGAAUUGAAAGUUUUAGUUAAGGGGGGUGAAUUCCAUAGGGACUAAUGAGAUUAGUGAGUUAAUUCUCAGACUUUCAGCUCUAUUAUAUUCUAUCCUGAUUUCUCUCAUGCAUUUUAGAUUGGUAUUUGAAUACUUCAGUCUUUAAUCCCCAAACUCACAUGUGUUUGAUGGAAAUUUCUCUUUGUUGACCUAUGUUUGAUACGAUAGUAUAUUAUUUCAUUACCUUAGGUGAUAUAUUAUCAUUUUACUUAUAUUUCAUUUGAGCAACUCCACAGGCAAGAUAAUUUUUUCCAGAAAAAUCAAACCAGGCAUCCUCUUGGGGCAGGACAAGCAACAAACUCAGGGCAGGACAGCUGCUACCAUAGGACGUCAAUGAUGCCCAAGUGUGGUAGAAUUGUUGGUGCAAAGGAAACUCUUAUAGCCUGUUUAUAAGAGUUUUGCGGUGGAAUUCUUGCCCUCCAUCUCUUCCAACUUCAUUUCAACUCAGGUUGUUUGAGCUAUUCUGAAGGGAGGGAAAUUUGGGCGCGCUGAUCGCGGAUGAAUUUAGAAACUUGAUGCAGGGCUUUUAAAUAAUAGCAUCUCUAUUGCUUGAGAGGAGUCGUUUCUUUAUGCAACAGACAAGUUUCUCUUUUGUUUCCUCCCAGUUGUAUUUUUUGUGCUCUAUAGUGACAAUUUGAGUCAUAAUUUUUUACUUCAUUUACCAAAAGAAUAAAAUCAAUUUAGAUUAUUGACCCUGAGCCCCUUACUGAUUAUGUAUGAUUGUCAAUUUUUAUUCCUAAAAUUAAAUAUUUUAUCAAAUAUUCAUAUACUUUAUACGGUAUGUUACUUGUGCUAUUUAUCUAUUUACGGAUCAUUCUUAAAUUUUGUGAUAUGCAACAUUUCCAAGGUGAUAUGUUCGUUCAGUUAAACGGGUGACAAGUUUAUUGGUUUAAACUUUGUGAUAUGCAAUGAAGAAGAAAAUAUGAAAAAAGUCUUGAAACAAUGUAAUCUAUAAGUAUAAGGAGUUCUUUAAUUCUAUACGUUCACAAAUGUACAUAUUUAUUUAUUUACAUUUACAACGCACGGGUGUCGGGUGGAAUACUAGUUAUUAUAAAGAAGAGUUGAGAAAAAACACUAUUGGUUCAUUCUAGCUCUAGACUUUCUGUCCGUUUGUUACACAUAUUUAACUUAACCUGAUAAACUGGAUUUUCUAACAAACAUUUAGGUGGAUGUUUAGGUGGAAUUUGUUGAUUGACAAAUAGCUCAAAAAUUGUUGUUGGACUUUUAUUGAUUCCAUAAACUGUAAUUAUGUAAAAUUUACAUGCAUCAAUGCAUGGUUUCAUUAAUAGUAUUAGCCAUUGUUUAUUUUACAAAUUUUGCCGCAUGCACCAUGAUCUACAUUUGCAUGUCUGUUUCUUCUUUCGCUCGUAACUGUUUAUUAGCUUCAGUUGUGCUACUAAAUUCUCCCCACUGCACUGUGCUUCCCUUGGGUCGUUGAGAUCUCAAAAACUUGAAAUGGAUGGAGACUAAGAGUCUAAGAAUGAAUUUUUGAGGUGAGUGGUAAUGGCAAAGAGCACUCUCUUGGUUAUCCGUUAAUUAUGUUUGGCACAUUAUUUCUUACAUGCUACUGGGGAAGACUACUCUGUUGAACCUGCUGAAAGCAGAAGGCCUUUCCAUUCUCUUCUUGGUGUUGGUUUUGUAGGAACAAUGGAAUCAUGUUAUAUAGUGCCUCGAAAGGAACAUUUUUUCACGAAUAUCAACCUUUCGGCCAACAAUAUCACUUAGUCAUAUCACAUGACAUGAAUCAACCUUUUCCUGCAAAGUUCACACUCAAAGAUUUUUCAUUUUGGUAUUGUGCAUAAUCCUUGACCAAGAAAUUGGUAUUGUGCAUCUUUUUGUCUUUCAGACAAGUUUUUAUGUUGUGCAUCCUUAACCAAUAUUUAAAUGUACUUGAGCCUCGGUUGGUUUGACACUAUUACUUAAUUGUAUCUUCAUCGCUAUAAGCUAUUUAUUUGUACUACUUGUCCAAAACUAGUUUGCUGUUAUCAAAACUAAUUCACCCUUCUACUUGUGCCAUGUAGGGUUUGGUGGAAGGUGAGCAUGAUAAGUACCAAUCUCAUUUUAGCGAGUAUAUAGGAAAAGGUAUUGAGCACAGCAAGAUUGAGGAUAUUUGCAGAAUGCUGCUAUACAUCCUUAAAGAAGUUCAUGAAGCAGCCUCCUAAAUAGUACAAGGGUUACUCUAUUUUUAUCAGUCCUACAGCCCUGCCUCAAACUCUAAAAUGCUUGCUGAUAAUAAUGAAUUAUAUUGAGGGGGACAUCUUAAAAUAUCUUAUUAUGGACAAAAUUACUACAGUUACUACGAGUAAAACUCUUAUAAUUAGUGCAAUGUAAAAAUAAACAUAAACAUGUUUGCUAAGGUUACUAGUAUGGUUAUUGUCAUGGUCAUUGUAUAUUAAAUUAUAUUUGCCUCCGUCCCACCCAACUUUGUCAACUUCAUAUUGGGUGUGGAAUCAAAAAAAUAAAAACUG
Cuscuta europaea is the source of this 7795-nucleotide messenger RNA. NCBI's taxonomy places the organism in Eukaryota, Viridiplantae, Streptophyta, Magnoliopsida, Solanales, Convolvulaceae. The record is from the annotation of a GenBank genome assembly.